Maniola jurtina (meadow brown) is the source of this 644-nucleotide messenger RNA. RefSeq names its product probable 28S ribosomal protein S6, mitochondrial (gene mRpS6). NCBI's taxonomy places the organism in Eukaryota, Metazoa, Arthropoda, Insecta, Lepidoptera, Nymphalidae. Gene Ontology annotation, biological process: translation. The record is from RefSeq and is a predicted model, not a curated record. Gene Ontology annotation, cellular component: ribosome; mitochondrial small ribosomal subunit. The coding region runs from base 128 to 580 and encodes 150 amino acids. The transcript has a single exon. Gene Ontology annotation, molecular function: structural constituent of ribosome; small ribosomal subunit rRNA binding.
GAUUUAUAACCUCAAAGCGAAUGUUUUGUUUUGACUUUUGUUCAACCAAGGAACAUACUAGAUACAAGGAUUUAACUAGAUUUUAAAUUGAGACGUCGAUUUAGUUCAAUAAUUAUAAUUUGUUGAAAUGCCUGGCUAUGAAUUAGCUUUAAUGUUGAGGGCGAUGCCGAAACCAGAGUUAAAAUCAACUUUAACGCGAAUAUCUCAAGCUAUUUUCGACCGUGGUGGUAUUAUACGAAAUAUUGAAAAUUUAGGCUUCAGAGCGAUGCCUUACAAAACAAGCUCACACAGUUUGGUUCACCGAGAAGCAAAUUACUUUAUUUUCAAAAUAGACACUGCAACGCAAGCAGUUGUAGAUUUGAAAGAAGAAUAUAGUAGAGAUGUGGAUAUUAUAAGACAGCGAGUAUACAAAAUACAAGAUAAAGUUGAUCAUACUUGUACAUUAGAAGAAGAGUUACUGCCACCAGCUUACCGGGAAGAAGUUCAGAAGAUGAUUGAAUUAGGAAAGACGCAAGUAAAUCGCUUUACUUACAAAUUUAAGUAUAAUUCUGGACUAGACUAUUAUCCUUUCCAAAAGUAGAAAUUCCAAUGAUAUUUAUUUUAUUUUAGCUUAGUUGUACAUACAUUUUAUUAAUAAAUAGGGA